Peromyscus californicus insignis is the source of this 10011-nucleotide messenger RNA. RefSeq names its product diacylglycerol O-acyltransferase 2 like 6 (gene Dgat2l6). The record is from RefSeq and is a predicted model, not a curated record. The coding region runs from base 8631 to 9644 and encodes 337 amino acids. Gene Ontology annotation, biological process: lipid metabolic process. Gene Ontology annotation, cellular component: endoplasmic reticulum membrane. Lineage: Eukaryota; Metazoa; Chordata; Mammalia; Rodentia; Cricetidae. The transcript is spliced from 8 exons.
UGCCCAUACUUUCCCCCUUCCCACUAGUUGUGGUGUGACCCUGUGAGCACCACCCAUACUCUGGAAUAACGCUAGACAAGCAGAAAUGGCAGAAGAGCACCUCCGCUCCAAGGCACUGCUUUCAGAAAUUAGAGCUGUGGGGAAGGGACCCUUAAAGAAUUAGUCUCAUGAGUAUGUUGGUUCGUACCACUCAGCUCACCACUUGGGAAGUAGAAGGAGGAGGCUCAGAAGGUCAAGGCCAUCCUUAACUACACGAGUGAGGCCAGCCUCAGCUGCAUGAAAUUCUGUCUCUAAAUAAAUAGAAGGCCUCUGUUAUAAAAUUCCUGCCUACCUAGUCCUAGCCCUGACUGUGAGAAAUGGGAGUUCCAGAGAGACUGCUCUGCAGAAUCAUCCUUUACCGUCACGGGAACAUUAGCCAUUAAGGUGAACACCACCUCCAAGCCCACUGGACCUCCUUGUCUCUGUGGCUCCAAACCUGGUGUAGUAGGAAUGUAUGGCUCUGUUAGCUGGCUGUUUAGUACACGCCUGCUGAUUAGAUAAGUAGAAGUGGAGAAGAGGGAUGAUGCCCAUGAUGCUGCAAGUGGGAACUCUCUGGGAUGGAGGGGUUGGUACCCUCUAAGAGCAGCCUAUGAUCUGCUCCGAGAACAUCCUUUUGUUCUGUGGCUCCAGUCCACUUUGGUUUCCUUUGAAGAGGAAGAUGACUCAGCCCUCCUAUUCUAGCUCCUGCAGUCUGAGGAGAAGGCUUUGCAGAGACUCAAUUCCCUCUUGUUUAUAGGGUGGGAAGUGGAGGGCUGUCAGGUGCUGAGGAGGAGGUUGUUUCGUGGGUGGUGACAGCAAGAAGGCUACCAAUAAUAUAUUUGUAUACUUCCUAAUAAAGGAUCCAUCUCCCCCUCACACAGAGGCUCCUGAAACUGGUAGCGCAUGGAUGACAUUUCCUCCAGAGCUAGAAGCAGUGUUCCCAGCCCUCCUCCAGUUGUUCCCAGGCUACCUCUAGCCACAGGUUUGUCUUCUGCCCGUAGAACCCCACCCUGAAGUUUAUUUACUUAUAAACUAGCCAGGUUGACUUACACCUUGGUCUGAGUCUUAGAAGAUUGUACUUUUUGUAACCUCCACCUUCAUUGAGCCUCCACACACACAGACACCCAAAGAGGCAGACCACACAAGGUAGGUUCGAAUCCUGGCUUGGACAGGUGGAACCUGUGUGAGUUCAUGCAGUAAAACCCCAAAAGUGUCUGUCUUCUGUUGAUGUAGAGGAUGUCUCCUAGGUCUGGGAUGAUUACGUAAAUCAUGACCACCACUGUAAUAAAGUCAGGCAACUGAAGAAUAAGGUUUUCACAUUGGUAUCAGGGCCGUGACUGGGCUGUCCAGGAAGAAGGGAAAGGAAAUGGGCAGGUAACAGGCCUUUACUGUGAGGCACUUUCCCACUCUCAGUACAAAGGCCUUGCAAAGGCAGGCCUACUGUCCCCAUGCUACAGAGCAGGAUGGGCCAAGCAGAGUGGCUUCAUCAAGCCCGCCUUGCGCUUCUGGGUUCCUUAUGCUUUUAGUCAUGUGUCUUCGGGCAGCUUCCUGGUGGGAGCAUCCUUAAAACUAAAACUGCCAUUUGAACACCACUGGACCUCUACAGGCUCCUUCUCUGUUGACUCAGCAAAGGAAAGGUUGUGCCAGUUUCCCGCCUCUACUCCCUCAGCCAAAGCCAGAGGGAGGUGAUGAGCAACCCAUCUCCCUCCAUUCUCCUCAGCACUAUGUGUCUGAUGCCUCACUGCUCAGAAACCAAAAAAGCACCACCUUCUCUACGCCCACCAGAGCCAGGCCUUCCAGGGUCCCGGAGGCAGCUAGUUUGGGCUCGUCUCAAAUCCCCAGGCUCAUGUGAUCCUUCAGAGGGCUGGAGCUAUGGGCAUGUGCCACCAGGCCCAGAUUGUGCAGGUUGUAAAGGGGAGUUUGGAUCUUUCAGAGAUACCCUCUGAAAUAUGGGUAGACAGAAUGGGAUGAUGCCCAGAGUCACAACGUCAGUGUUUUCUCAAGCUGUCUUCUGCAGAUCAACAGCAGCCAAAAGGUUUGUGGCAUGAUUUUCUUAGUGUGCCAAAAUAACUACUGAAGGAGAAGACUCUAGGUGGUAGAAUCUGAGAGCUGGGUUUCACACAUCCAGCCCCAAGGCUGCCUUUGACAAAUCUAUGGGGGAAAGUAAUGAACCAAGUCUUAGCUUUCAGAUUCUUUGUCCCUCAAUGACAGUAAAACUGAGCAAUGUCUUAGGCCACCCUACUCUAAUGUGGUAAUAGCAAUAAUGCUAAUAGCUACUGUAUAGUAGACACCUAGUAUAUACUAACAGCUUUGUACAGGGCAUUUCUAAUCCCUAAAACUGCCCAAGUUGCGUAUUACCAAAGCCUGAGUAUAUAGAUGAAAACAAUGAGGCUCAGAUAAUGAAUGUCCAAAGAUCACUUAGCUCUAAGAAGCCUGGAUUCCAAUUCAGCUGACUCCAGAACAGCUUCCAGUGGGCUGCACUGUCUCCAGGAAGCACCCAGCACAUAAGGCAUGUAUGUGAAGGCAGAGAAUAAUGUCCCGGUAGCAAACUGCUCUCUGUUCAUGUUUUAAGCAACAAUUCUCUAAGUUUUGUUUGUUGAACCUCUCAAGGACACAUCUGAGAUCUGCUCACUGGGAAAUUCUUACACACACACACACACAUGCACGCACACACAUGCACGCACGCACGCACGCACGCACGCACAUGCACACACAUCAUCCUUUCUACCACCUCAUUCCUCAACCUACAGGGAAAAAUAUUCCUGUUCCUUGCCUGUUCGGCCAAACCCUCUCUAUGUCCAGCCCUGGAAGAUCUUUGCUUAAGGCAGAGCUUGUAGACUUUCUGUGACAGCCUCACUCUGGGACGCCUGCAUAUUUUGUAAGCCAUUCAAAGCCUCCUUCAUCUCCCAGGCCUUCCAGAACAACAAAUAGCACACUGGCCAUGAUUGCAUGCAUCUGCUGCCCUAGGCCCUGGCUUCUGGCCCUCACUCCCGGCUCUGGCCCCAAAGAAUUGAGAAAUAUUUUUUGAGACUUCUUUGCCAGCUCUAAUUAAUGUCCCCUCUCUCUUCCUUGUCUGUCUCUCCCUCUUUCACCCUACCUUCUGUGUCCCAGAUCAUUUCUGCCUCAUGACUGUUGCCUGCCCUGACUUUUUCACCUAAAUUCCAGGCCUGUCUCCUGUCAUGUGCGAGACCGCUCCUCUUGAUGUACAAACAGAACUAGAACUUGACAGACUGGAAGUGAACUCAGCCAUUCCCAAUCCUCUCUCCAUCAGGGCUUCUUGUGUCCCCCAUAACCGACUUGUGCUCAUCCUAAAAAGCUCACCAUUGUUUCUGGCUUCUCCCUACUGAGAAAGCGAGUAUUCAAACAUUUGCUGAAUGGAUCAGGGGAUGAAUGAGUCCUAUCAUGAAUCACACUGCUUCAUCAGGAAGAUUCACAAUAAUCCAGCCUCGUUCUUUUCAUAUUCAAACAACUUUGCAUAAAAGACAACUCAGAAUCUCUUCACCUUAAAGCUGCAGUCAUCUCCAUAGCUGGCAGACUAAUGGAGCAUUUCAGCUUGUUCUGAGGAGACUGCUUUUCCACUAAAUGGAGCUCACUCUACCUUCUCUUUGAAAGCUUAGUAAAUAAUACAGCAGUGCACGUUGAAGUAAUUUUCUUGCCUUACUGACCACAGGAUAGUCUAUCAUGUUAGUAUGCCAUUGCUUAUGUAGCCAUCCUCAGAUUUGGAACAUUUGGACUGCUUACAGGAUUUUAGCGCAUUUUAUUUUAUUUGAAUCAGUUAACCAAGCAAGUGGCCCAGUUUGCUAAUACACAGACAAAGUGGCAGUAAAGCAGGGAGGGUGGUAGGGAUGCUACAGGGCAGGAGUGAAAGGAAGCUUCCCAUUGAAUGCCCUCCUGAAUUCUGAGCCCUGUGAGCACACAAGCUGAAGGCUUAUUGUCUACCAAGUGUGGCACUAGAACAUGCCUGUCAAGAUGGGGUCUAGGCACACAGCCUAAGUUUUUGGUAUGUGCCCUCCCAAAAGUACAUAUAAUGUGCCACGGGAACUCAGAGAGCUCAGUGGCUCGGGGAAUAACAUUUGCACUUCACCUUCAAAUAUGGAUAAGACAGCCUGAUCUGAGACAAAAAGGGCAGAUUGAGGAACAAGGCUAUAUGUGGUUUAGAAAAUGAACGCUUGAAAAAUAUAAAAGAUGGGGUCUCCCUAUGUAGUCCAGGAUGGCCUAGACCUUGCAGUGAUCCUCCAGCCUCGGCCUUCUGAAUGCUGAGAUUACAAGUAUGUAUCACCAAAUCUGGCUGUAAAUGAGACUUUUAAGGAGGAAAGAAAUGAGUAUAAAAAGGGGUCCAGACCCAGGCUCUCUUCUCUGGCUUGGAGUUGAUCUCCAAGGCAACAGCAUCCUUGAAAGAUUGAAAUAGGCCAGAGAUCCAGUAAAAGCGUUUUUGUUGUUAUUUGUUUUGUUUUUAUUCUCUUAAUUUCUUUUGUGAUAGGAUCUCAUUAGAUAGGCCAGGCUGGCCUGGGUUUCACUGUGUAACCCAGGCUAGCCUGGAACUCAUCCUAUAGCCCAGGGUGGCCUCAAACUCCCAAUUCUCCUGCCCCAGCUUUCUGGGUGCUGUGAUUACAGAUGUGUUCCACUGUGCCUGGCUGUGAGGAGCUGCUGCCUCUGCAGCUGCUGCUGCUGCCUGCUUGCUCUGGUCCUCAUUGUGUACAAACAGUCUGACAGCAGUGCGGAGGCCAGUGGACAGCGAGCUGCUCCAGUACAGGAACCAUCGAGAAGAGCAGGAGCUGGAAAGACUCAUUGUUCUCUUUGCCCCAGGUCAUAGCCGCUUCGUCCACAAAGCUCUUGAGCCUGGACAACUACUCAGUCUCAGGCAACAGGAAUGUUUGCUCACUCUCACCUAGGCACUGGAAGCCACUGUGCUGGCCUGCUCUAAUAAGUGACCCAGUGACUCACGAUUCCAGGGAUCCUGAGAGCCCCAUCUGGGCUGCCCUUUACCCUCUCUGAGCCCUUGCCCAACCACAACUCCUAAGCCCCCUUCACUAUACUGUAGACCCAGGGGCCUCAGACACAAAGGGACUCGUGAGCAGCUCCACUAAAUCACCUCCCAGGCGUCUCUUUUCUCCUGCUCCCUAAGCCUGAAGCUUUUCUCAAAGGCAACUGUUCCCUGCAUAGCAGCAAAGCUCUGCAUUUUUGUGUGUGGGAUCUCCACACUCUAAGAGGUCAGGCUCUUCACAUGGAAUAUUAGAUCCUACUGCACAUGCCGCUCCCCACUGCCAAAUUCCAGUGCCAUGGAACACUGUGGGUGCCAGACACCAUCUAAGGGGCUUUCCAAGCCUCACAACAAAUCCUCACAGCAAAUGGAUUUGAGUAAUCUUUUUUGUUUAGUUGCUUUUUUGUGUUGUUGUUGUUGUUGUCUGGCUGUCCUGGAACUCACUCUGUAGACCAGGCUGGCCUCAAACUCACAGAGAUCCGCCUGCCUCUGCUUCCGUAAUACUGGGUUUAAAAGCAUGCACCCCUACCACCCGGCUUUUGUUUUGUUUUUUGAGACAAGGUCUUACCUAUCCCAGGAUGGCCUCAAACUCACUAUGUAGUCAAAGAUGACCUUGAGCUCCUAAUUCUCCUGCCUUUACCUCCCAAGUUCUGCGAUACAGGCAUAUGCCAACACACCCAGCUAUGUGUGCUUAAUAUCUUCUACCAAAUGAGAAAACUAAGACUUGGGGAGUACAUACAUAAUCUCUUUAUUCGGCACAUUUUAAUUUUUUCUGUUUUUAUUUUUGAGAUUACAAUAUAAUAACAUCAUUUCUCCCUUUCCUCCCUCCAAACCUUUCCAUAUACCUCUCUGGCUCUCUUUCAAAUCCAUUACCUCUUUUUCAUUAUUUGUUGUUACAUGCAUAGAUGUAUAUGCAUUCCUAAAUAUAACCUGCUCAGUUCACAUAAUGUUGCCUGUAUGUACGUUUUCAGGGCUGACCAUUUGGCACUAGACAACUAAUAGGUGUGCUCUUCCCUGGGGAAGAACACCUCUCCCACCCCCAGCUUUCCUCAGUUGCCUGUGGUUCUUUGUGUAGGGUUGAGGCCUCCUGGGCUUUUCCCUGUUCACUUUGGCAUGUGUAUUGGUGUCGUCCCACGUAUGUUUAGAUAGUCAUGUUGAAGAGACUUUAUGGGUGUAGCUUCUGACUUUCCUAGGAGAAACAAUCUCACAGCAAACUCCCUGAUCCUCUGGUUCUUACAGUCUUUCUUCCCCCUCUUCCACAAUGUUCCCUGUGCCUUAGGUGUGGGAGUAUUUUGUAGAUGUAUCCACUAGGAAUGAGCUCCACAACUCUGCAUUGGUUGUGGUUUUCUGUAGUGGUCUCCGUCUGUUGCAAAGAGAAGUUUCCUUGAUGAGAGGUAAAGACUACACUAUCUAUGGUGUAAGGAUACAUAUUUAGAAUGUACUUAGGGAUUAUGCUGGUUUAGUAAAGUGGUGGUUGUAGAUCCUCCUUCUCUAGCACUGAGUAGGUGGCACCAGUAUCAGGCAUCAUUUCCCUCUUGUUGAAUUGGUCUUAAGUCCAAUUAGGGAGAUGCUGGUUACCACCAAGGUAUGCAUUCCACUGCUGCAUCCUUCGAGUUAUCCUGUUAUGUUUAUCAACACAUUUUAAUUAAGGUCAUAUGUACCAUAUGCUUAGUAUUUCCCUGGGUUUCAACAGCAUGUAUUCUGGGUCAAGAGUUGGGUAGUGAAUGAUAGGAGUCUAUGUGUCACCAGUAAAUAGAUUAGGGCCACCAGGGAAGUCAAAGAAGAUGGAAGAGAAAGCUCUUAGCUGUGUGACCUUUGAUGAGAUACUUUUACCAUCUUGGAGACCAGAAACUCUAACCUUCUUCAUUGGUUCCAGCAGCAUUUACUUGAGUAAAGUUUACCCUGUGCUAUAUGUUAGGGACACGGAGAUGGGAGACAGUCUGGCCCUGCCCUUGUUCUGAUGCCAUGUGUUACCUUGAGGCUCACCUAAAUUUUCUCCAUAUCCCCAUCUAAAAGUGAAGAGGUGCAGAGACCUGAUCAGUAAGAGCCGCAGAGCUCUUGGAGUGGUGGGUCUUGUCUGUCAUGGGCUCCCCAGGCCCCUUCGUAUCUGCUUUCCCCAGGAGAGCCAGGCUUUCCUCCCUUUCCUCUCUCUCCUCCCCUGAAAAAUUCUCAAUAGACAUGGCCCUCUAUGUGGCCAGGAAGCCCCAGGAAGCAGCUUGAGCCCAGCUUUCUCGGGAGGAAGAAAAGAAAGAAUGGGCUGAUGUAUCCGGGAGCUUCUAGGUACAUUUGACAAUGAAAGUGACUCAGCAGAAAGUGUCCUAAGCUCGCCUCUGAGGGGUCACAUUAAUUAGUCCGAUCAGCAGUGAGAGCUUGCAUGCUCCCCUCGGCGGGCCAGACAGAUCAGUAUUCUCUCACACUUGUAGGACAUUGGAUAUCACUCUUGUUUGAGUUUUGCAGCCACGCUUUUAGUUACACUCAGCGGGAAUUUUUGGACUGCCUUCUGUAUUCAAGGCCUUAUGCAGGGGAUAUUGAUCUUUUUCAAAUUCAAGUGUAUGGACAUUUUCAGACACUGCCUGUCUUCUUCCUCACUGAAUUCUUAGUACAUCACAACAGUGACCUACAAACAAUAUCAAUCCAAUAGAGAAUGACAGGAAAAAAUUAAUUCUGAGAUAGGGAUCUUGGAAUGGCCUUUAAUUUUGCAAAGACUGGUAAACAGAAGCAUGACCCUUAACCAGGAACAAACAGAUGGUCAACAGACAUAAAUUGAAAAGAAUGGUAAUUGUAGGAAAUAAUUACCAACUGUGUACCAAGCCUUGUGCUGAGUACCUCAUGAUCAUUCACUCAUUUAAUUCUCAAGAUAACUCUGUGAAGCAGGCAUUCUCAUUGUCCCCAUUUUACAGAUGGGUAAACCAAGGCAUGGGGAGUCACUAACUUAUAAGUGUCAGGGCUCAGAUCUGAACUCCUGUUGUCUUGCUCUGAAGUCUAUGAUUCUACACACUAUACUGCCUUCCAACAUAAAUUUUCAAAAGGGAGUAGUCAGGGGCAUGGAGUGUUGUGAAGCUGUGGCUUUAAGCAAUGUUUUUUCUGCUUUGCUAUCUGGUGUCUGGCUGCUGAUCCAGAACCCCAGCCUGGGAACACAGGCACAAAGAGGACUUGGAGAAAUGUAGAUAUGCAUGCUGCAAAACAGCUCUAUUGGGCUCAGUGGCUCUCAACUGAAGGAGCCAGAUUGGCCACUGGAGCAGAAGCAAAUGUGGCCCCUAGUUACCUUUUCUGAAGCAAGUACUAGCAGCAGGCUGCUUUGCAGAGCUUCUCGAUAAGGUGAACAAAGUCAUUCUUUUCUCCUGAACUACUUAGAGGUCAUCCAACAGCGAAAGCUCCCCAAGGCUACUGUUGCCUCAUCAAAAUCAGUGGUCCAUGGACAGAAAGGAAACAUUCUAAUGUGCAACCUUCUGUGUGUAGGAAGUUGGGGCGGAACAAACUGGAGGAAAGGUUCGGGCAAGCCUGACAAAAGCUUGACGGUUAAGCAGCCCUGAUGAUAAGAGAUUAGUGCAGAGCGUCUGACAUCAGCUCCAUCUCAGUGGCUUAGGGCUUCUGCUUGGGCUUCUGGCCACAGGGAAGCAGCCCUGAAACCAUGGUCUUUUUCUCCAGACUAGAUCUGCAGGAGGGCCUCCGAACACUCUCCGUUUUACAGUGGAUUCCACUCUAUGUCAUUUUAGGAACUAUUCCCAUCUUCGGUAUACCCUAUUUCCUGCUGUUCACUAGCUUAUGGCCCUUAUCUGUGCUCUCCUUAGCCUGGCUUUUCUAUGACUGGAACACCCACAGUCGAGAUGGUAGGCGUUCAGCUUGGGUACGAAACUGGACCCUCUGGAAGUAUUUCCAAAGCUACUUCCCAGUAAAGCUGGUGAAGACCCAUGACCUUUCUCCCAAGCACAACUACAUCAUUGUCAACCACCCCCAUGGCAUUCUCUCUUUUGGUGCCUUCAUCAACUUUGCUACUGAGGCCACUGGCUUUUCCAGGAUUUUCCCAUCUAUCACUCCCUUUUUAGCAACCUUGGAAGGGAUCUUCUGGAUCCCUAUUGUGCGGGAGUAUGUAAUGUCCAUGGGUAUAUGUCCGGUGAGUGAGUUGGCCCUGAAGCACAAGCUGAUGCAGAGAGGCUCAGGCAAUGCUGUGAUCAUUGUGGUGGGUGGAGCUUCUGAAGCCCUCUUGUGCCGCCCAGGAGUCUCCACAAUCUACCUCAAAAAUCAUAAAGGUUUUGUGAAGCUAGCACUGAAGACAGGGGCAUAUAUUGUCCCUUCUUACACCUUUGGUGAGAAUGAGGUUUACAACCAAGAGACCUUCCCUGAAGGCACAUGGCUAAGGUUCUUCCAAAAAAACUUCCAGAAAAUUGGCAAAAAAAUCCUAGGCCUAAAUUUCUGUACUUUCCAUGGCAGGGGCUUCACUCGGGGAUCCUGGGGCUUUUUGCCUUUCAAUCAUCCAAUUACCACCGUUGUUGGAGAACCCCUGCCAGUCCCCAAGAUCCAUGAUCCUGACAAGGAGACAGUGGCAAAGCACAUGGAACUUUACAUCAGUGCCCUGCGCAAGCUGUUUGACCAACACAAAGCUGAAUAUGGCUUCUCUGAGACCCAGGAGCUGACAAUUAUAUAACACAAAUCCGAAUCUCUGUACUGCUGUGGGAUAUCAUUCUGUAUGCUGUGAAUAUGUGUUGCUCUGAUUGACUGAUAAAUAAAACGCUGAUUGGCCAGUAGUCGGGUAGGAAGUAUAGGCGGGGUAAGCAGAUAAAGAGAAUGCUGGGAAGAGGAAGGCUGAAUCAGGAGUCACCAGCCAGACACAGAGGGAGCAAGAUGACAAGGCAGAACUGAGGAAAGGUACCAAGCCACAUGGCUAAACAUAAAUAAGAAUCAUGGGUUAAUUUAAGUGUAAGAGCUAGUCAGUAAUAAACCUGAGCUAAUGGCUGAGCAGUUAUAAUUAAUAUAAACUUCUGUGUGGUAAUUUGGGAAGUGGCUGCUGGGUA